Neoarthrinium moseri is the source of this 867-nucleotide messenger RNA. RefSeq lists its product as uncharacterized. The transcript has a single exon. The record is from RefSeq and is a predicted model, not a curated record. NCBI's taxonomy places the organism in Eukaryota, Fungi, Ascomycota, Sordariomycetes, Amphisphaeriales, Apiosporaceae. Gene Ontology annotation, molecular function: zinc ion binding; aldehyde-lyase activity. Bases 1 to 867 code for a protein of 288 amino acids. Gene Ontology annotation, biological process: carbohydrate metabolic process.
AUGGGCCGGCCACCGCUCUCUCAAAACCGCAGCAUGGCGAUCCUCAACGCCGCUCGUGAUGGCGGAUACGCGGUGCCGGGCAUGUGCUGCUAUAACAUGGAGUCGAUCAUCGCGACGGUGCGGGCGGCCGAGGCGGCGCGCUCGCCAGCCAUGGUGCUGCUGUUCCCGUGGGCGAUGCAGUACGCCGACGAGGCGCUGGUGCUGGCAGCGGCCAGCGCGGCGCAUGGCGCCUCGGUUCCCAUCAGUCUGCACCUGGACCACGCGCAGACGCCCGAGCUCGUUCGCCGCGCCGCCGACAUCCCGGACGGCUUUGAUUCCAUCAUGUGCGACAUGAGCCACUACGAGCGCGAGGAGAACCUGGCCCUAACCAAGGAGCUGGCCGCCUACUGCCACGAGCGCGGAAUCGCCGCCGAGGCCGAGCCCGGGCGUAUCGAGGGCGGCGAGGACGGUGUGGCCGAGACGGCCGACCUCGAGGGCCUGCUGACGACGCCCGAGGAGGCCCAGGUGUUUGUCGACACCGGCAUCGAGAUGCUGGCCCCGGCGUUCGGCAACGUGCACGGCGAAUACGGACCGCGGGGCAUUCGGCUCGAGUACGACCGUCUGGAGGCCAUCAACAAGAAGGUCGGCAACCAGGUGCGGCUGGUGCUACACGGGGCGGACCCGUUCGACGAGGAGAUCUUCCAGCGCUGCAUCAAGGCCGGCGUGUCCAAGGUCAACAUCAACAAGGGCAUGAACAAACACUACGCCCGCGUCCAGGAGGAGAUGCGGGGCAAGCCCCUGACCAGCGUCAUUGAGGCCGGCACGGACGCCAUGCAGAAGGCCAUUGAGCAGUAUAUGCACUGGCUGGGAAGUGCCGGCAAGGCUUAA